UCUCUUGUGCUGCACUGUUUUCGAGCAAUGCAUUUCGGGACACCAACAUGGCGCCCUCCUUGUUUUUGUAAGAUGUUAUGUUCUCGAUUGAUGCAGAUUCAUUCCGUUAUUAUCACGAGAUUAAAAUAAGCUUUGCUCUCCUGUGUCCUCGUAUAAGAUGGCGGGUUUGUGUUUUGCCCGGGCAGCGUUCACCGGGCUCGCUGUUAAAGCCGGAAAACACAAGGGUUUGUCCGCGGCGCUUCUCCUGCGAGCCGCAGCACCGGCGAAGAUCCUGGUCAAGCGGUACAGCCAGGACUCGGGUAACAAUGGCCGCGGGCAGUUUGUGUGUUACCACCUUCCGCACCGGACCCUGCUGAAGCUCCAAGGACCGGACACAAGCCCGUUUCUCCAGGGGAUUAUAACCAACGACGUGAAGCUGCUGGAGGAGCCCGGCUGCGCUGCUGUGUAUUCACACAUGCUGAAUGUGCAAGGACGAACCUUGUAUGACAUCCUGCUGUACAGUCUGAAAGAAGCAGAAGGAGGACAUGGUGUUUUCCUCGAGUGUGACAGCACGGUGGAAAAUUCAAUCCUAAAACACUUGAAGGUGUACAAGAUCCGGAGAAAAGUGACCAUCAGCCCGUGUCCGGAGCUGUCUGUGUGGGCGGUACUCUCACAGCAAAGCAGGCCGGAUCAAGAGGCCAGUAAACCCGAGCUAUCGGCCCCUGAAAAAGCUCUGGUGUGGGAGGCUGAUCCCAGAACUGUACAAAUGGGGUGGAGACUGGUGUUGGAGAGUCAGGCUGACCCCUUGGAAAUUCUUCCGUCUUGUCAGAAAGGAGACACAGAGGACUACCACAGACAUCGCUACUCAAUAGGACUUCCCGAGGGAGUAAACGAUCUUCCCCCCGGAGUAGCUCUCCCACUGGAGUCUAACCUCGUCUACAUGCAGGGUAUCAGCUUCAGCAAGGGCUGCUACAUCGGUCAGGAGCUCACAGCCAGGACUCAUCACACCGGGGUGAUUCGGAAACGCCUCAUGCCAGUACGCUUCUCGUCUCCCGUCCAACAUCUCGGGGACGGAGCCGCGCUCGCGACACAGUCGGGCAAGCCAGCCGGUAAACACCGAUGGGGCGUCGGGGAGCUGGGUCUGGGCCUUAUCCGCACUGCCCAUGCCAAAGAAGUGUUGACAAUGAAAUCUUCCGACGACGCCACAGUGACACUGGAGGCCUCCGUGCCAGACUGGUGGCCUAAAGACGUGAAAAUGAACUGAAGAGGAGGACGCGUUGUUGCUCCUUGAAAUGUGACGUGGAUUAGAUCUGACAGAUUUAUGACCGAUGAAACCCUCAAGUGGAGUUUGUUACACUGCCAUAGCUUUAAAAUUUUUUGUCUGAACCAAAGCAGGCUUAUUUAUCUCAUUUUUUAUCUUGUAUAGGAAAUUGUUUAUCUAAAAAAAAAAAAUGGUGCCGCAUUGGUGCCAAUAAAAUAAUAAAUAAAAGCAACACA
Molecule: messenger RNA, 1476 nt
Organism: Fundulus heteroclitus (mummichog)
Lineage: Eukaryota; Metazoa; Chordata; Actinopteri; Cyprinodontiformes; Fundulidae
Gene: iba57
Product: iron-sulfur cluster assembly factor IBA57
Exons: 3
Coding region: 158-1243 (361 amino acids)
Cellular component (GO): mitochondrial matrix
Molecular function (GO): protein binding
Source: RefSeq, a predicted model, not a curated record